AUGGCUAAAUCCGCCCCUGGAAUCUUCAGCGAUUUGCAACAUCAGUCAGCCACAGACAGAAUUGUUAUCAUAGGAGGAGGUAUUGUAGGGUCGGCUCUGGCAUAUUAUCUCAGCCAAAACUUCGAUCCAUCUCGUAUUGUCCUCAUUGAUUCGUCCCAGUCAAUUCCGCAAGGUUCGACUGCAUUUGCUCCCGGAUUUGUUGGACAGCUGAAUACCAUCAAUCACCUCACCCGAGUAGCAAAAGAGAGCGUGAAAGCAUAUCUCCAGAUCCCAGGCACAUUCGAUGCUGUUGGUGGCCUUGAAAUUGCGAGCACCGAGGCUGGCAUCGCGGAACUCCACCACCGGCGAGACCUCGCACAUGCUGCUGGACUUCCAGCUAAGAUCAUCUCGUCUGGCGAAGCAUCUAAGCUUGCGCCAAACUUCCACUCCCAAGAUAGCCAGUCUCAGGCAUUGUUGUUCAGCUCGGAUGGUACAGCUAAUGCACCUAAGAUCGCCCAGUACUAUCAAGGUGAGGCUGAGGCGAGAGGUGUUGUGAUCUUGGAAGCCAAAGUCUCCUCUAUCAAGUCAAAAUUCGACAACCACUUCUCUAUCACGACGGACUUGAGAAAAUUGGAGGCCAAAACGGUGAUUGUCGCAACUGGCAUUUGGACGCAAGAACUUCUGAGGUCAAUGGAUAUUGCCCUUCCGAUUAUUCCUGUUCCUCAUCCUUAUGCAUAUGGACCUUCUAGACCCGUCCGAGAUAUCAAACAACCAUUCAUACGCUGGCCCGAAAAACAUAUCUAUGCUCGCGACCACGGUGAGUUUGAUGGAUUUGGCUCAUAUGACCACAAGCCGUCAAUAGGGAAGCCUGACCAGAGCGCCUUGUGCGAUCGAGUGACUGAAAGUACGAUCCUGGACACUGCCCUCUCCAUAUUUCCAGACCAAGCGCAACGCCAAUCCAAGACCCCAUACAAAGGCUUCAACUCCAUGUUCUCCAUAACCCCAGAUAGUCUACCGUUUGCCGGCGCGGUGCCACAUAUCCCGGGAUUGUACGUUGCGGCUGCUGUAUGGAUCACCCACGGAGCUGGUGUGGCUCGGUUGGUGGCGGACCUUGUUUCCGGCAAGCCUCUAGCAGAUGAAGACCGAGAUGUACUGAAAGCAUUCGAUGUGAUGCGUUUUGCUGGGCAGGAGCCGAAGGUACUCGAGACGAGGGCAUUGGCGACAUACAAUGAUAUUUACAACAAGGAGGACCAUAGUUAA
Messenger RNA from Cadophora gregata, 1239 nucleotides. RefSeq lists its product as uncharacterized. Lineage: Eukaryota; Fungi; Ascomycota; Leotiomycetes; Helotiales; Ploettnerulaceae. Bases 1 to 1239 code for a protein of 412 amino acids. Gene Ontology annotation, molecular function: oxidoreductase activity. The record is from RefSeq and is a predicted model, not a curated record. The transcript has 3 exons. Gene Ontology annotation, cellular component: cytoplasm.